CAAAGACAACACUGCAAGCCAACAAAGAGUUCCGAAUCAAAAACUGAACAGAAAGUCUGUUCAUUUUCUUUAUUUCCCAUUAAAGAUUUUCCCUUUUUGUCUCCGAACCACCGCCCCCACCACCACAAGCCACCAAUCCCCACCAAAGAAUCCUUGUAAAGAAACAAAAUUUCCCUUGAAAACAAGAAAAAUUUUCGUUGUUUUCCCUUUCUUUUUCUCUUCCUAAUGUGUAGAUCAAAGAAAAGCACAGAGGUAAUCCAACCGAGAUCUUCCAAAAGACCAUCUUUUUCAUCCUCAUCUCAAACACCCAAAACCCCAAAAUCCGUCUCUUCUUUAUCAGACCCAUCCAGCAGCACUUCCGCAGCCAACAAUUUGGUUCUUUCUUCAAGCUACUUCUUAAACAACUCUUCCAGCUACUCGAGCUCAAGCCAAAUCUCCGGAACUCUCUCUACUUUUAAAGCCUUUCUCCCUGAAAACCCCCACAUCUAUAACUUCUCAGACAUUUGCUCGGCCACAGACAACUUCCUUGCCAAACGUUUUUCUUCUUCCUCUUCAUCAUCGUCAUGGCUCUGUAAUCUUCAAGGCAAACAAGUUGUCAUUUUCCAAAGAAAAUUGAGACGUGCUAUUGAGUUAGAUGACUUGGUUCACAACUUAUCAGUCAUUUGUAGGAGUCAUCAUAGUAGUUUAAUCAAGCUUUUGGGUGUUUCUCUCUCAGGGAAUUAUAUUUAUCUUGUUUAUGAAUACGUACAAGGAGCUAACCUUGGAGAUUGUUUAAGAAACGCCAAGAACCCAAGUUUUACUAUUCUUUCUACUUGGAUUUCUCGUAUGCAAAUUGCUGAUGAUAUUGCUCAUGGCUUGGAUUAUAUUCACCAUUGUUCAGGUCUUGAAACUAGCUUCACUCAUAACCAUAUAAAGAUCUCAAGUAUUUUAGUAGCUGAAGAUUCUUUAAGAGCCAAAAUUUGUCAAUUUGGCACUGCUGAGCUAUGUGGGGAAGUGGCAAAAGAGGAGCGGUCAAAAAGUCUUAAGAGAUCAAACAGUAAAGUUAUGAAGAUUGAAGGAACGAGAGGAUACAUGGCACCUGAGCUUCAGUCUAGUGGUUUGGUAACACAGAAAUGUGAUGUUUAUGCAUUUGGGGUCGUGGUUUUGGAGCUUUUGAGUGGACAGGAAGCCUUAAAGUUUUCGGUUGAUGAAGGAAAUGGAGGGUAUAAGAGAGUGAGCGUUAUAGAUACUGCUAGGGAGGCGGCGGCCGGAGGGAGUGCAGGGGUGAGGAGAUGGGUGGAUAGGAGGUUUAAGGACUCCUUUCCAGUGGAUGUGGCAGAGAAGAUGGUGUUGUUGGCAUUGGAAUGUGUGGAGGAAGAUCCAGGUAAAAGGCCUGAUAUGAAUAAGGUUGCAGGGCAGGUUUCAAAGUCGUAUUUGGAGUCUAAGAACUGGGCUGACAAGAUUGUUUUGCCUACUGAUAUCUCAAUCUCAAUGGCUCCAAGAAACCCCAGGCCAAGACCUUAAAGCCACUUUGAAUCCAAAUCACUUGUUCAAUUUGAAUCCUUAUCUUGGUAGUACAAGAUUUUGUCUCCUGAAUCAUUCAGCAAGGAUGGAAUUCUGUGACCAAUUCCAGCUCCAUAUGAAAAUUUUGUUGACCUGACCUUUGUGCUAUGUUGAAAUCAAAGGGAUCCAUCAUUUUACUACAGUAAGCAUUGGAUUUUCUCAGGCUGCGUUCAGCACUUCAUCAUGAAAAAGAUAAAUGAAAAGAAAAUCUGAGAAAAUCUUUCAAUUAGUUUUAAGAAAAUGCUGCAGACAUGUGAGAAGAUUGGGCACGUCUACAAAAAAGAAGCAAGCAAAACGGACACGUUUUGCCAUUGGUCUACAAAGUCAUGUUCAAGGGAAAACUUGAUAUAACUAAGUUUCUUUUGACUUAGACUAACACAAGUUUAAGGUUGGUGGCUGGAACAUAGGUUAAAGACUGAUUUAACAUGUAGUAUUUGUUCUUAAUCCACUUCAAAGGGAAGAUUCAGCACUUCCCCAACAACUAUUUUGAAUCUAAAGCUGUCAUUUCCAUAACCAAAUGCAGCACAAGGCUCUGUUUCUUUAUCAACUUGAGGCUCAAUGGCUAUAAGAUACUUAAGAUUUUCCUUUUUUAAUUGAGAAAUGAUGGAAUUUUGUUUCUAAUUUCAGGUUUUACUACUUGGUCAUGUUUGCCUUUCACUUCAUCAUUUGAC
Molecule: messenger RNA, 2213 nt
Organism: Theobroma umbraticum
Lineage: Eukaryota; Viridiplantae; Streptophyta; Magnoliopsida; Malvales; Malvaceae
Product: lysM domain receptor-like kinase 3
Biological process (GO): protein phosphorylation
Molecular function (GO): ATP binding; protein kinase activity
Source: RefSeq, a predicted model, not a curated record